Messenger RNA from Alternaria rosae, 2467 nucleotides. RefSeq names its product ubiquitin ligase complex F-box protein GRR1. Gene Ontology annotation, cellular component: SCF ubiquitin ligase complex. Lineage: Eukaryota; Fungi; Ascomycota; Dothideomycetes; Pleosporales; Pleosporaceae. The record is from RefSeq and is a predicted model, not a curated record. The transcript is spliced from 2 exons. Gene Ontology annotation, molecular function: protein binding. Gene Ontology annotation, biological process: SCF-dependent proteasomal ubiquitin-dependent protein catabolic process. Bases 266 to 2122 code for a protein of 618 amino acids.
ACCUCCGCACUGUCGUGUCGUGUGUUGUCGCCUUGCCUGUGCCUAUUUAGGAGCGUCAAGACAGUCGCCUCCUCCGCUCUCGUUUCCCAGACCGCACUGGUGUUGUUGUAUUUGUAGAGUAAGCGGGCUGCCCCAUACACCCGCCAGCCGCCGCGUACACCAUCACACCGAUUGUGCCCUCUAGACGCUGUUUUACGCCCACCGCAAUCACGUCUGCCCGUCUAUAUACACCGAAGCCCCCGCGACUCCUGACACGCCCGGUACCAUGGCCGAAAACCCCAGACUCGCACGCGUUCGACAAGGCAACUCGGCGCGCUCACGACGGCCCCAGAGAGACGCCAGCACCUCACGCUCCGACUCUUCCGCCUCGACCUCGCCCGAGCGCGGCUACGACGAUGAAGACAAGGACUCCAUCAUGCUGCAGUCCAACGACUCGCUCUCGUCGCUGGCGCCUUCAGUAUCGCCCGACUCGGACGACGAGGCUCGCCGGCGGGCCAUCGAAGAGCAGAACCGCGUCUCGCCCGUCUCCCGCCUGCCCGCCGAGCUCAUGAUCGCCGUCUUCGCAAAACUCUCCUCCCCCGCCGACCUCAAGAACUGCAUGCUCGUCUCCAAGACGUGGGCAGGAAACAGCGUCGGCCUGCUCUGGCACCGCCCCUCAACGAACAAAUGGUCCAAUGUCAAGAGCGUCAUACAGACCGUCCAGACGGUCAACAGCUUCUUCGACUACAGCAGUCUGAUCAAACGUCUGAACUUGUCCGCCCUGGGCGGUGAAGUCAGCGACGGGACCCUGAAACCUCUCUCAAGUUGCAAGCGUGUUGAGCGCUUGACCCUGACCAACUGCACAAGACUGUCCGACCUUAGUCUGGAGGCCAUGCUCGAGGACAACCGCUACAUCCUCGCCCUGGAUGUCACCAACGUCGAGUCCAUCACCGACAGGUCAAUGUUCGCUCUGGCCAAACACGCAGUCCGCCUGCAGGGUCUCAACAUCACAAACUGCAAGAGGAUCACAGACGAUUCGCUCGAGGAAGUUGCCAAGAAUUGCAGACAUCUGAAGCGCCUCAAGCUGAAUGGAUGCUCGCAACUCAGCGACAGGAGCAUCAUCGCCUUUGCCAGGAACUGCCGCUACAUCCUCGAAAUAGAUCUCCACGACUGCAAGAACCUCGACGAUGCCUCCAUCACUACGCUCAUCACAGAAGGUCCCAACCUCCGCGAGCUACGAUUAGCCCAUUGCGCCAAGAUCACCGACCAGGCCUUCCUCCGUCUCCCCGCCGAGGCUACCUACGACUGCCUACGUAUCCUAGAUCUUACCGGUUGCGACGAACUACAGGACUCUGGUGUCCAGAAGAUAGUCCACGCAGCUCCACGGCUUCGCAACCUGGUCCUCGCCAAGUGUCGAAACAUUACCGACAGAGCCGUCAUGGCCAUCACUCGUCUGGGCAAGAACCUCCACUACAUACAUUUGGGACAUUGCGCCAACAUCACAGAUGUCGGUGUCGCGCAGCUGGUCAAGCUAUGCAACCGCAUACGGUACAUUGAUCUCGCAUGCUGCAUUGCUCUCACCGACGCCUCGGUUAUGCAACUCGCUGCUCUACCCAAGCUCAAGCGCAUUGGUCUGGUCAAGUGUGCGGCCAUAACGGACCGCAGCAUACUAGCACUCGCCAAACCGAAGCAAAUUGGCUCCAGCGGUCCCAUCGCACCCAGCGUGCUCGAGAGAGUGCAUCUCAGCUACUGCACCAAUCUCUCCUUAGCCGGCAUCCAUGCGCUCCUCAACAAUUGCCCCCGCCUGACCCACCUCUCUCUCACUGGCGUCCAAGCUUUCCUUCGUGAUGAUCUUCUCGCCUUCUGCCGCGAGGCACCCCCCGAAUUCAACGAUCACCAGCGUGAAGUGUUCUGCGUCUUCAGCGGCGUUGGCGUACAACGUCUGCGCGUCUUCAUGAACACUAACGGUGGAGACGACGUUGAUAACGAGGACAACGCUUUCGAUCUCAACGACGGCACCAUGUACCACGAGGAGGAGGAUGGUGAUAACAUGGUCGUUGUCACCGCACAAGCGAACAUAAUGGCCAUUGACGAAGAAGACGACUUCGGCAACGACGACAGCGAGAUGGCAGGGCAAGAUUAGGAAAUUCGCGCACCGCGCGAGCAUCGAAGGCGGUCAACUGCACAGCCAUCGAACGUUUCCUGAUUUCUUAGUGUCUGCAUCGCUCAUUUUAAAUGUUCGCAGCCGCUUUUUCAGCAUUUAUAGAGGUGUUUGGAGGUGUUGGUCUCUUUGGCAUCAUUAGCGGCGCUAUAGGAUAUUAUCGUUUCUGUAAGGGUACAGAAACGAACAGUUGGUCUGACAGGCCUCACCUCGGUGGCGAUUAUACCCUUUUUGCGUUUCUUUAGCUUUUUAUUCGUAGAAUAGCGCGUGCAGGGAAGACGUUGAGAUCUCCAGACCAGGAGCAUCACGGACAGAUGGGCGCACAGC